Lacerta agilis (Sand lizard) is the source of this 2519-nucleotide messenger RNA. RefSeq names its product DEAH-box helicase 40 (gene DHX40). The record is from RefSeq and is a predicted model, not a curated record. Gene Ontology annotation, cellular component: intracellular anatomical structure. Lineage: Eukaryota; Metazoa; Chordata; Lepidosauria; Squamata; Lacertidae. The transcript is spliced from 17 exons. Gene Ontology annotation, molecular function: ATP binding; RNA binding. The coding region runs from base 38 to 2284 and encodes 748 amino acids.
UUUAUAUCUCUCUCUUUAGCCCUGCUGUUGUGUACAGAUGAAACGAAAAUCCAAAUUGCACCAAGGAGAAAGGAGAGAUGAUCUGGGCUUUGCCUCUCUGCCAAUCAGCAGAUACCGGAAGAAAUUAGUUGAGGCCGUUCGAGAUAACUCAUUUAUUGUAGUGACGGGCGAAACGGGCAGUGGUAAAACCACCCAGCUUCCAAAAUACUUAUUUGAAGAGGGUUUCGCCAAGCACGGGGCGAUUGGCGUGACACAACCGCGGCGAGUGGCUGCCACGUCCGUGGCUCAGAGGGUGGCGGAGGAGUUGGACUGCUCUUUAGGGAGCAUCGUGGGGUAUCAGGUUCGCUUUGAUGAAUGUGUCUCGGAGGAUACUUCCAUCCGAUACAUGACGGACGGCUGCUUCUUACGGCAGAUCCUGGCAGAUCCACAUCUCACCAAAUACAGCAUCGUCAUUCUUGACGAAGCUCACGAGCGGAGUCUGAGCACGGAUAUCCUGUUUGGCCUGCUGAAGCAAAUGUUUCAAGGGAAGAAGCCGCCGGAGAGGAAAAGGCCCUUGAAAGUGGUGGUGAUGUCGGCCACUCUGGACACGGACAAGUUCUCCGAAUUCUUCAAUCACUGCCCGGUGGUGGACAUUCCUGGAAGGAACUAUCCGGUGGAAGAGAGGUUCUGUGGUCUCGUGGGCCCGAGGGAUGCUGACGGCUCUGCAUAUGUUACAGAGACUGUAAAAGUCACCUUGGAUAUCCACUUGAGCGGCUCAGCCGGAGACAUCCUGGUUUUUCUAACAGGCCAGUCCGAGAUUGAGAAAACCUGCGAGUUGCUUUUCCAAAAGGCAGAGUCUAUCGAUUACCAAUUCGACGUGAGGGAUCGCUCCGUUGAAGGCUUGCUCAUAUUGCCAUUAUAUGGCUCCAUGCCAACAGAUCAACAAAGGAGAAUAUUCCUCCCCCCUCCUCCAGGAAUCAGAAAGUGUGUGGUGGCCACAAAUAUUGCCGCAACUUCUCUGACAAUUGAUGGAAUCAGGUACGUGGUGGACAGUGGGUUCGUGAAGCAGUUAAACCACAACCCGAGAGUGGGCUUGGACACGUUGGAGGUUGUCCCCAUUUCCAAGAGUGAAGCAUUGCAGCGAGCUGGCCGAGCCGGACGGACAUCUUCUGGGAAGUGCUACCGGGUGUACAGCAAGGAAUUCUGGGAGCAGUGUAUGCCCGACCACAUGGUUCCAGAGAUCAGGCGAACCAGCUUGACGUCUGUCAUCCUGACCUUGAAGUGCCUUGCUAUCCACGAUGUCAUCAGGUUUCCUUAUUUGGAUCGCCCAGAAGAGAGGCGUAUUCUGGAAGCUCUCAAGGAGCUUUAUCAAUGCAGUGCUAUUGACCGGAGAGGCUAUGUGACCCAACUGGGCGAGUUCAUGGUGCGGUUCCCCCUGCCUCCGAAACUGACUUGUGCUGUCAUAAAGGCUGCCUCUCUAGGCUGCGAAGACUUGAUGCUUCCAAUCGCAGCCAUGCUCUCAGUGGAAAAGGUGUUCAUUCGACCAGGUGAUCCUGAGGCUCAGAAAGAAGCUGAACUCCGACACCAAGAGCUGUCUUCACAAGCUGGAGGAUGCAACGACUUUGCGACUCUCCUGAAUGUCUUCGAACAGUGCAAAGCAAGCAAGUCCCCUUCUGCUUGGUGCCGGGAUAACUGGGUCCACUGGAGAGCGCUGAAGCUGGCGUUCAGUGUGGAAGGGCAGCUCUGGGAGAUCACCAGCAAGCUGAAGCAGCUACCAGACUUUCCAAGAGAGCAUUUUGACGGCUCCAGGAAUGAGAUCCUGAGAAGAUGUCUCUGUGCAGGUUAUUUUGCCAAUAUUGCUAGGAGAUCCAUAGGCAAGUCGUUCUGUACCAUGGACGGCCACGGGAGCACCGUCUACAUUCACCCUUCGUCGGCCCUCCGUGAUCAGGAAGCCCAGCUGGAAUGGAUCCUCUUCCAUGAUGUCCUCGUUACCUCCAAGGUCUACGUCAGGAUGGUGUGUCCGGUCCGCUACGAGUGGGUUCAGGACCUGCUGCCCCGGCUGCACAAGAUCGACGCUUACGAGCUGAGCAGCAUGGCCCGGGAGGAGGUGACGGAGGAGGAGGUGGCCAAGUGGAGGAACAAGGAGGACCUCGAGAAGCGGAAUGAAGAAGCGACAGACAAGUCUGCAAAGAAAAUGGAGAAGAGGAAUGAUAACCAAUCCAUAAGUGAUGCUCGGGCACGGUUCUUAGAAAGGAAGCAGCAGAGACUGCAGGAAUUAAAUACCUCUUCCAAGGAAACGAGCUAACCUAGAAACUGCGGCUGACUUGCACCGGCAGCACUCCUCCAUCCCUGCCACCCGCAAUGUACACUUGUUUUACCUGAAUUUGCACAGCUAGAGCUGGGGGAAUAGAGACAGUGGGAAGGUAGGACCCAGGGGAGCUCAAGCUGUGUCACCUGAUACCUUGAGUGGGUGGAGCUACAACACUGUGUAUAUAAGGACCAGCUGCAAAGGGACAGCUCUAGUUAACAGUCCCAGCGGG